AGCUGACCACCAGCAACAUGAAGAUCCUGAUAAUCACUGUUGCAUUAUUGAAAUUGGUGGUAGACGGUGAAAGUUUUCUAAUAGAAGAACCCUGGGAUAACAGUUACAUCUUUGAUGACGAUGUGUCCUCGGCACGAGACGAAUGCAUUCAAGGAUUGUGUCUGCCGUUUAAUGAAAAGCGUAACAUCAUUUCCGGAGAAUCUAGAAGAGGAUUACAAUCAAGGCCAGAGAACUAUUAUUAUACUUCGUCGUUGUCAUCGUCAUCAUGCACCUGCUGCACGCAGGACGGGGAGGUGGAUCUUGGCGAAGGACACUUUCCGAGAAUUCUGGCAAAAGGGGAGUGCGAAGAACAUUCUUCUACUCCGUUUAAACAGUGCGAAAAUAUGAAAUAUACAGUGUACGUUUUGAAGCGACUGGGCUCUAAUAACAGUACUGAAGUGAGCGACAUAAAAUUCGAAAAAAUUAAUCCUGUACCUGACCUCCUCUAUGGAAACUGGCGGCUCGCAUCAAUGGUAAUCAACGUCGCCUGUAAGCAGGUGAAGAAUAAGCAAACCUGA
Messenger RNA from Cephus cinctus (wheat stem sawfly), 557 nucleotides. Its product is annotated as prothoracicotropic hormone-like. The record is from RefSeq and is a predicted model, not a curated record. Lineage: Eukaryota; Metazoa; Arthropoda; Insecta; Hymenoptera; Cephidae. The coding region runs from base 18 to 557 and encodes 179 amino acids. The transcript has 4 exons.